This is a messenger RNA of Vigna umbellata (rice bean), 1266 nucleotides long. The record is from RefSeq and is a predicted model, not a curated record. NCBI's taxonomy places the organism in Eukaryota, Viridiplantae, Streptophyta, Magnoliopsida, Fabales, Fabaceae.
AUGGCCUCCUUACAAAUCUCAUCUAUGUAUCUUUCUUCUUUUUCCUUCAAGACAAAACAUGUUGCUGUGUCCAAAUUCAGACCAAUGCCUUUGUUACUUCCAAAGAUGUCAUUUCAGGAAACGAACUGUGAAGAGAACGUCAAACCAAAAACAUUGUACGAUGAAAGUAUACGUAAUCUUGAUACUCCCAACAACAACAAUAAGAUCACCACCACCACUAAAUUCCUUGCAAUUUUAGAGUUGGUAACCGACAGGAUAGAAAUGCACCACAACGUUGGGGAGCAACGUGACAAUUGGAACAUCCUUCUUUUGAACUCCAUCAACAUGAUUACUCUCUCAGCCGCAACCAUGUCUGGUCUUGCAGCCACGUGUCCAGGUUCAGGUGCACCGUUGCUGGCUCUUAAACUAUCUUCCACGCUCUUGUUUUGUGCUGCCACAGGGUUAGUACUCGUGAUGAACAAGAUCCAACCCUCACAGCUCGCCGAGGAACAACGAAACGCGACGAGACUGUUUAAGUGCCUGCAGAGAAAAAUGGAAGGCACCGUUGCUCUUGGAAGUCCUUCGGAGGAAGAUGUGAACGAUGUGAUAGAGAAGGUUUUGGCUCUUGAUAGAGCUUACCCACUUCCCCUUUUGGGAGCUAUGCUUGAGAAAUUCCCUGAAAAGUUUGAGCCUGUUGUCUGGUGGCCUAGGCCUGAUAAGAUUUUACAAUCCCACAAAGGUAAGGCAAAGAGAGAGAAGAUGGAAGAAGAGUUAAUGAAUGGAUGGAGUGAAGAACUAGAAAUGGAACUGAGGGAGGUUGUUGAAGUGGCAAAGAGAAAAGAUUUUGAGGACUAUGAAAGGUUAGGAAACAUGGUGUUGAAGAUCAGCAAGAGUUUGGCCAUGUUAGGGCCUUUGCUCAUGGGCAUUGCAACAAUUGGGUCAGUGUUUGUGGACAAUAUAGGGUGGUGGUCUUGGACAUAUUUGGUGACCCUUUUGGCGGGGUCUCUGGCUGCUGUAGUUAACUCAUUUGAGCAUGGAUGUCAAGUGGGAAUGGUGUUUGAAAUGUACAGAUUCUGUGGAGGGUUUUUUCGUUUGUUGGAAGAAACUGUUGAGACAACACUGGAAGAGAAAGAUAUGGAGAAAAGGGAAAAUGGUGAAGUGUUUGAGAACAUGGUGGCUAUGCAAUUGGGAAGAAGCGGGUUUCAGCUGAGAGAGCUUGCCUCCAAAUCUGCUUCAUGUCGUAGGGAAGGAAUUGCCAUAGAUGAAUUUGCUAGCAAGCUCUUCUAG